This is a messenger RNA of Acipenser ruthenus (sterlet), 1027 nucleotides long. Its product is annotated as gamma-crystallin M2-like. Gene Ontology annotation, biological process: lens development in camera-type eye; visual perception. The coding region runs from base 58 to 585 and encodes 175 amino acids. Gene Ontology annotation, molecular function: structural constituent of eye lens. The transcript is spliced from 3 exons. Lineage: Eukaryota; Metazoa; Chordata; Actinopteri; Acipenseriformes; Acipenseridae. The record is from RefSeq and is a predicted model, not a curated record.
UAUAAAAAGCGGUGCAAACUUAAGGCCAUUACAUGCAGGAUCUCUCCAACCGUCACAAUGGGAAGGAUAACCUUCUACGAGGACAAGAACUUCCAGGGCCGCUGCUAUGAGUGCAGCUCUGACUGCCCUGACCUGCACUCCUUCUUCAGCCUCUGCAACUCCAUCCGAGUGGAGAGCGGUUGCUGGGUCCUGUACGAGCGCCCCAAUUACAUGGGGUACCAGUACUACUUGAGGAGAGGGGACUAUCCUGACUAUAACUGUUGGAUGGGGUUCAGUAGCUGCAUCAGAUCCUGCCGCAGUGUUCCAACGUACAGGGGAUCUUACAGAAUGAAAAUUUAUGAGAAACCAGACUUCAGUGGCCAUACGAUGGAGUUCAUGGAUGACUGCGCUUGUGUCUCUGACCGCUUCCACCAUCGGCACAUCUAUUCCUGCAACGUGAUGAACGGCUCCUGGGUCUUCUAUGAGUAUCCCAACUACAGAGGGAAGCAGUACUUCAUGAGGCCCGGAGAGUACAGGAGAUAUCGGGACUGGUGUGCCACUAGUGCAACUGUUGGAUCUGUCAGACGUGUAAUAGACAGUUAUUAAAAUCUGAUGCAUAUUCUUGUACUGGACAGAACGAUCCUUAAUAGGAAUAUUUCUGAUCUUUGAUGCAGCUGGUGUCUUUUCGUUGAAGACAUUUUUAAGAAAUUGUGCAGCUCUAUGCAGUGUGUUCAAUCAUUUACCGGAAGCAAACUAAACAGACUGCCAGGUUCCUAAAUGCAGUGGAACAGGUAGUGCGUCAAUAAGGUAAACAUUUGCUGUAUUUAUUUUUAAGUGAUAAAAAAUAUGUAUAUUUACAGUAUUCUUUCAGAAAUGGGAAUUUUCAUGUGGUACACAUUAUUACACAGCAAUGGGUACAUUUCACGGAAAUCAUGAAAUCUUUAAUAACCAUCAAAAAAUAAAUAAAUACAGCCUUAUUUAUAAUACAUAUUUAAAUGUUAAAUGCACUGAAUAAUAUACUGAAAUAAAACUAUGAGAACAAACUUAA